AUGCGGAAGAAGCGAUGCCUGAUCGCCCCGGAUGCGGUGAACGUGCAACUCCACGGCUUUUCGGACGCCUCGAAGCGAGCAUACGGUGGUGUGCUGUACAUCCGGAGCGUCAACAAGCGCGGCGAGAUCAGCGUGUGCCGAGCUGCCAGCAAAUCACGAGUGGCUCCACUCAAGGAGCAAACAAUCCCCCGGCUGGAAGCGUGCGGCGCAAAACUGUUGGCGGAGUUGACACAAAAGGUCAUGGCCGCCCUGGAAGUUCCAUUCGACGACGUGGUGCUUCACUGCGACUCUAAGAUCGUUCUGUGCUGGCUCAAGAAACCUCCAUCGGCACUGAAGCAGUUUGUGUCGAACCGUGUAGCCGCAAUACAGAAGUUGACUCGAGAGUUCACGUGGCGUUUCAUCCGAUCGGAACACAAUCCAGCCGAUGUGCUCUCCCGGGGAGCGCUGCCGGAAGACCUGCUGGAGCACGAGCUUUGGGAGGACGGCGCACCUGAGUUGUGGGAACACCAGCUACCCGAGGAUCUGUCCGAGCCGUUCGACGAGUCCCAACUACCAGAACUCAAGCCUGCGAUUGUCCUGACGAUCGUCAACCCGAAACCAGCGAUCGACUUUACGAGAUGCAGCAACUACCGACGACUGCAGCGGUCGUGGGUGUACGUCGAGCGCUACAUCAACCUGGCGGUGCACAAGCGGCCCGAAACAUCUGGCAUCUCGGCGGACGAGGUGGCCCGAGCAGAGAAAACCAUCCUUGCGGUGGUCCAAAAGCAAGCAUUCGGUGCCCUGUUGAAGCUGCUGCGGUCGAACUCCAACAAGCAACACUCGUGGUCCAAUCUGGCGCCGUUCCUUGAGAGGACGGUCUCAUCCGAGUCGGUGGCCAUCCUGGUUCGCAAGCUGCACGAAGAGAACUUCCACGUUGGCCAAAACGGACUGUUGGCCAUCGUUCGCGAACGCUACUGGCCCUUGCGAGCAGGUCUGCUGAUCAAACAAGUCGUUACGAAGUGCCAAAUCUGUCGCAGACAGAACCCAAAGCCUGGUAGUCAGUUUAUGGGCAACCUACCAGGAUACCGGAUCAACCCCGCGCCACCUUUCUCCAAGGUGGGCAUCGACUACGCUGGUCCGUUCAUGCUGAAGACCGGAGGACGAGGAUCAAGGCUGCAGAAGGCGUACGUGGUCGUCUUCGUAUGCAUGGUGCCGACGUGGGCUCCCAGCGACAUCCAUUCGGACAACGCCAAUUGCUUCGCCGGUGGCAACAACGAGCUUGCAGCCCUUCGAGAACUGUUCAACAGUCAACUGCACAAGAACAAGCUGGAGGAAUUUUGCAGUCUCAAGGGCAUCCGCUGGCACUUCAUUCCACCGAGAAGCCCCCACUUCGGAGGGAUUUGGGAGGCAGGAGUGAAGUCCAUGAAACACCACAUGAAGCGGGUCGUCGGCGAGACCAAGCUCAUGUACGAGGAGAUGACGACGUUCCUGGCACAGACGGAGGCCAUCCUCAACUCCCGGCCCCUGUGCCCGAUGUCUGAAGACCCGAACGAUUUGACGGUGCUGACGCCGUCGCACUUCCUGAUCAGCCGGUCUGGAGUGGCUCUACCGGAACCGUCGUACGCGGAUGAGAAAGUCGGACGUCUUAGCAGAUGGCAACACAUCCAGUACAUGCAGCAACAUUUUUGGAAAAGAUGGUCUGGCGAGUACCUCCAUCAGCUGCAAGGACGACCGAAGUGGAACGCUGAAGUGAAGGAGUUCAAGGUUGGUGAGCUGGUCCUGCUGAUCGACGAGAACUUGCCUCCGCAGCAGUGGCGGCGCGGACGGAUCGUCGCUACACACCCCGGAGAAGACGGCGCUGUCAGAGUGGUGACAGUGAAAACUGCAGCGAGCGAGUUCAAGCGAGCAAUCACCAAGGUUGCUUUGAUGCCUUCGGUUGAGCCUGACGCCUCAACGGGGGGAGAAUGUUUGGGCACACUGCCCAAGGAAAAGUAG
Messenger RNA from Culex quinquefasciatus (southern house mosquito), 1974 nucleotides. RefSeq lists its product as uncharacterized. NCBI's taxonomy places the organism in Eukaryota, Metazoa, Arthropoda, Insecta, Diptera, Culicidae. Gene Ontology annotation, biological process: DNA integration. Bases 1 to 1974 code for a protein of 657 amino acids. The transcript has 3 exons. The record is from RefSeq and is a predicted model, not a curated record. Gene Ontology annotation, molecular function: nucleic acid binding.